Nipponia nippon (crested ibis) is the source of this 1341-nucleotide messenger RNA. The record is from RefSeq and is a predicted model, not a curated record. Lineage: Eukaryota; Metazoa; Chordata; Aves; Pelecaniformes; Threskiornithidae.
AUGGAAGAAAUAACUUGGAAGGGCUUAAAUGACCUCCAGGGUGGUGAACUUCCAGAUGUGAGAGCACAGACCUAUGAAUUCAGGCACUGCAGCUUAAAGGAAGCCAGUCUGCUAAAACUAAAAAAGCUUGACCUCACCAAACCCAUUGAAGAUCAGGGCCCUUUGGAUGUGAUCAUACAUAAACUGACAGAUGUCAUCCUUGAAGCAGACCAGAAUGACAGCCAGUCACUGGAGUUGGUUCACAGGUUCCAGGAGUAUAUUGAUGCUCAUCCAGAAACCAUUAUCCUGGACCCUCUUCCAGCUAUCCGUACGCUUCUGGACCGAUCCAAGUCGUAUGAGCUAAUUCGGCAAAUAGAGGCAUACAUGCAAGAUGAGAGGAUCUGUUCACCACCCUUUAUGGAGCUGACAAGUGCCUGUGGAGAAGACACCUUGCAGCUUAUAGAGAAGAAUGGACUGGCAUUCCCAUUCAUUUGUAAAACCAGAGUGGCCCAUGGAACCAACUCUCACGAGAUGGCGAUCAUCUUCAACCAGGAGGGCCUGAAAGCUGUCCGCCCCCCUUGCGUCAUUCAGAGCUUCAUCAAUCACAAUGCCGUGCUAUAUAAAGUCUUUGUGGUCGGGGAAUCCUACACGGUGGUGAAAAGACCAUCUUUAAAGAACUUCUCUGCGGGAAUCUCAGACAGAGAAUCAAUAUUUUUCAACAGCCACAAUGUUUCAAAGCCAGAAUCGUCAUCUGUCUUAACAGCACUGGAUAAAAUCGAAGGAGUAUUUGAGCGGCCAAACGACGACGUCAUCCGGGAAAUCUCUAAGGCACUGCGGCAAGCUCUGGGAGUUUCCCUCUUUGGAAUUGAUAUCAUCAUUAACAAUCAGACCGGGCAGCAUGCGGUCAUUGAUAUAAAUGCAUUCCCAGGUUAUGAGGGUGUUUCCGAAUUUUUCACAGAUCUCUUGAACCACAUAGCUGCUGUUCUGCAGGGUCAGGCACCUGAGGUGACCCAGCUAAACCGCAGCAAGCUCCUGGCAGAGCAGACCAGCGGGAUCAUGGACGAGCGGAUAUGCUGCGCUAGCACAGGCUGUCUCAGCGUCAUGGGAAAAGACUCCUCCUGGAUUGUGGAAAGCGAGACCAACAGCUCAGUAAAACUGCAACACCAGAGACUAGCCUGCAACUCAGCAGUGUCCCCCAGCUUCCAGCAGCACUGCGUCGCUACGUUGGCAACAAAAGCUUCUUCUCAAUAACUUGCCAAUGCCAUGGACUGAGAAAAAGCCGCAGGGAUACAAAUUGUGGUCCCAGAACCAGAUCAGGCUGUAACAAUACGAUUGCGAAAAAUGAAAAAAAAAAAAAAAAAA